Messenger RNA from Heterocephalus glaber (naked mole-rat), 2280 nucleotides. RefSeq names its product serpin family I member 1 (gene Serpini1). Gene Ontology annotation, biological process: negative regulation of endopeptidase activity. The record is from RefSeq and is a predicted model, not a curated record. Gene Ontology annotation, molecular function: serine-type endopeptidase inhibitor activity. Lineage: Eukaryota; Metazoa; Chordata; Mammalia; Rodentia; Bathyergidae.
GGGCCUGAGGUGGGGAGUGUGGGGCUGCUGGGCGGGCGACACCUCGAGUCGGGGUGUAGGGAGGGCGUAGUGUGGGACGCGCCCCGGCCAGAGAAGUCGCUUUCCCGAGAGUUGCCGAGCCCCGCGCACAACCGGCAGCCAGAGCCGCAGGCUGGGAGGGGCGGCUUGGCCGGGGCCCGGUGUUAGGCUGAGGAGGGAGCGAGAAGCCCCCAGGGAAAGGAAGCGGCCGAGCCCGCGCGCCCGCAGGAGCGGGAAGCACCCGGCCACCUCUUCCCGCUGCUCCAGCCUCGGCGGUGGCGGAGCAGCAAGGGGAGGAGCAACAACUGCCGAGUCCGCCAACGGGAGCAGUGGAGGCGGAGCCGGAGCUCUGGAGCCGCCUCGGGCGCUGCCUGGGCUGUAGUUUCCCGGGAGAGAGGAGGAGGAGCGGAGCGGAGCGGAGCGCAGCCGGGAGCCCAGCUCCAGCCUCCCGCCAAGGGUAGCAGGUGUGUGGGAGGUAAGCGCGGUGUCCCGCUCGAGCAUCCGCACCCUGCCCGGAAGAAAGCUUCUUCCCCAGCAAUUAUAGGAAGGCACAACUGCAAGAGUCUGGCUUGAGUUAGUAAACCUGUGCAAACCCUGACGGGUAAAAGAUGUAGGUUUUUGGACUUUGAGGGAGCAAAAAACCAAAAGGUAGCUUGACCCUGAGUAUAAAGGGCAUGGUUAGUGUUUUGGGUUUGAGUUGCAUCAACUGUUCAGGGAGAUCGGCAAGAUUGAGCGAAGUCCUGCUUAUGAAGGCUUGAAACCAUUCCAGUAUGGCUUUGCUUGGACUAUUCUCUUUCCUGAUUCUGCAAAGUCUGGUGUUAGGGGCCACUUUCCCUGAUGAAACCAUUGCUGAAGUGUCUGUGAAUAUGUACAACCAUCUUCGAGCCACUGCGGAAGAUGAAAAUAUUCUCUUCUCUCCAUUGAGCAUUGCCCUCGCAAUGGGAAUAAUGGAACUUGGGGCUCAAGGGUCUACUCUGAAAGAAAUCCGCCAUUCAAUGGGAUAUGACAACUUAAAAAAUGGUGAAGAAUUUUCUUUCUUGAAGGAUUUUUCUAGUAUGGUAACUGCUGAAGAGAGACAAUAUGUGAUGAAAAUUGCCAAUUCCCUCUUUAUACAAAAUGGAUUUCAUGUCAAUGAUGAGUUUUUGCAAAUGAUGAAAAAAUACUUUAAUGCAGAAGUAAAUCAUGUGGACUUCAGUCAGAAUGUAGCUGUGGCCAGCUACAUCAAUAAAUGGGUGGAGAAUAACACAAAUAAUCUGCUGAAAGAUUUGAUUUCCCCAAGGGAUUUUGAUGCUGUCACUCAUCUGGCCCUCAUCAAUGCUGUGUAUUUCAAGGGCAACUGGAAGUCACAGUUUAGACCUGAAAAUACUAGAACUUUUUCCUUUACUAAAGAUGAUGAAAGUGAGGUCCAAAUUCCAAUGAUGUAUCAACAAGGAGAAUUUUAUUAUGGGGAAUUUAGUGAUGGCUCCAAUGAAGCUGGUGGUAUCUACCAAGUCCUAGAAAUACCAUAUGAGGGUGAUGAGAUAAGCAUGAUGCUGGUAUUGUCCAGACAGGAAGUUCCACUGGCUGCUCUAGAGCCAUUGGUCAAAGCACAGCUGAUUGAAGAAUGGGGCAACUCCGUGAAGAAGCAAAAAGUAGAAGUAUACCUGCCCAGGUUCACAGUGGAACAGGAAAUUGAUUUAAAAGACAUUUUGAAGGCUCUUGGAAUAACUGAAAUAUUCAUCAAAGAUGCAAAUUUGACCACCUUGUCUGAUAACAGAGAGAUAUUCCUUUCCAAAGCAAUUCACAAGUCCUUCAUAGAGGUUAAUGAAGAAGGCUCAGAAGCUGCUGCUGCUUCAGGAAUGAUUGCAAUUAGUAGGAUGGCUGUGCUAUAUCCUCAAGUUAUUGUCGACCAUCCAUUUUUCUUUCUUAUCAGGAACAGGAGAACUGGUACAAUCUUAUUCAUGGGACGAGUCAUGCAUCCUGAAACAAUGAACACAAGCGGACAUGAUUUUGAAGAACUUUAAAUUACUUCAUUUGAGUAACAAGGAAAAUAUUAGUGAAGCACAUUAUGUUUGCAACUGGUAUAUAUUUAAGAUUUGUGUUUUACAGUAAUAGUUCAGUGUUUUAAGGUGAUAUUUAACAUAGUUGUAGAUAGAAACAAUAUAUGUAAAUUAUAAGUCAACAGUGUCAAGGAAUGUUAUCAGUAUUAAGGUAAUGGUCCUGUUAUGUCAUUGUGUUUAUUGUGAUGUUAUUUAAAAUAAAAGUAUAUACUGAACAUGGGAA